Molecule: messenger RNA, 656 nt
Organism: Melospiza melodia melodia
Lineage: Eukaryota; Metazoa; Chordata; Aves; Passeriformes; Passerellidae
Gene: MRPL53
Product: mitochondrial ribosomal protein L53
Exons: 3
Coding region: 37-366 (109 amino acids)
Cellular component (GO): mitochondrial large ribosomal subunit
Source: RefSeq, a predicted model, not a curated record
GGGCUGCUGGGAGCUGUAGUAGGGGGCGGGGAGAAGAUGGCGUCCAAGGUGAGCCUGGUGCUGCGGCCGGUGAAGAGUAUCGUGGUGCGGUUCUGCCCCUUCGAGCCCAACGUGGAGAGCACCAGAAAAUUUCUCCAAAGAAUUUACCAUAAAAAAAUCCAAGCUACUAAUACAAACUGUGAAGUGACUGCUGAUGUGAGACAUGAUGGAUCUGAACCAGUUGUAGAUGUUACAUUUGCUGAUGGAGAUCGACUGAUAAUGAAGGGAGCCCACUUGACCGCAGGGGAAAUGUUAACAGCAUUGGCUUCCAGAUGUAAUGCAAAAGACCUGAAGGAAGAACAGAAAAGCAAGAAGAAGAAUCCCUGAAGAAUGGAAAACCAGCUGUGUUUGCAUUGAAAUGUGUUAGAAACAGCAGGUUGCACAGAAGGCUUUUUCCUAUGCAACAAAAUCUGAGAGAUGGCCAAAAGACUUUAAAUGUUCCCUGCCUUCCCUUGAAGGAGGACAUACAGAUCAACAGAUCUUGCAGCAGUGGGUCAGAGUGGCAUAAGAUGCAGGAAUGCAUCUUUCUAAGCAGCUGCAUGUUGGACUAAUAUCACAUGUAUUUGCAUUUCAGUGUGAAUAAUGCACAUCAGCUAUUAAAUUAAUACUGCAAUGAA